This is a messenger RNA of Orbicella faveolata, 1945 nucleotides long. RefSeq lists its product as uncharacterized. The record is from RefSeq and is a predicted model, not a curated record. NCBI's taxonomy places the organism in Eukaryota, Metazoa, Cnidaria, Anthozoa, Scleractinia, Merulinidae.
AGGUUGAAGGUUAUGGAGAGGGUGGAAGGUUCAAAACCAAAGAACCUUUUCUUUGGGAGGAGUAUGGGUAUGUCUGUUCCCAUAUUUCUUUGACUGUAACUUGCCAGUGUUGGUGCCAUAUGAUCCCAGAGAAAUGCUAAACCACCAAAUCACUUCCCUCCCUAAUAUCACUUUUUCAUCUCUGACCUCCUCUCAGUGAUAGACUCUGUCGGAAAGACAUUUAUUUUUUGCUACCAGUUAUUUUUCUUUGAGCACGCUAGUGUUGCUAACAUGGAGCACAAGAGCAGCUGUCAAGGCUGGCACAAAAAAAUUGUUUGCAUUUCCUCAUUUCCCCUCCCUUGUGUUCAGGCUGUUUUCAAAUCCCCUGCAUUUAAUGCUCUUACUUGUGAUCUUGACAAUCACAAGGCAAAAUAGAGGGUCUGUGGACUGUCUACUCUGUGGUAGAACAAGAUUUGUGGGGUUUAUUAGGCUCUCAUUAUAGCAGGGGAUGCAGUAUUUGUUCUUAUUGCAAAGUUGUAUGAAGCCUAGGUUACAUACUUCGGGGGGCUGGAGAGAAAAACUGCUAUUGCUAUGAUCGGACGGGGUAGUUUAAAACAACAACUUACUAGCAGGUUCUCAAGGUCUUAUAUUAACUUUCUAAUCAAGUGGUCAGUGUGUUACACAAUCUCUAUUUUGUGUGUGCACAUGGUGAAUUUGACCAGAGGAUGCAAUACUCUGUUCCUCAAGAUACCUUUGGUAAGGCAUAUUUUCUUUUAUUACGUUUUAGGGCAUAAUCAGCCUUGUGAUUUGCCUGAAGAUGCUCAGGAUGGCUCUGUCAUUGCAUUAAAGGAUGGGACAGUGGUUCCCUCUGACAAUCUGGAGGCACUUGUUGAUGUGAAAAACAAGAUGCCAUCUGGCAACAACACAGCUGUUAAUGUGUUCAUCAAUCUUCAUGACCUAUCACAGAUAAAGAGAGGCACAGCUGCUGUGUCUCCAUUUGGUGACUUUAACAGCGCAUCUUGUGGUAAUAAUUUGAUGAUCCCUGCAUCAAGUUCAGGAAUGCCAGUGCCAGUAAACCGAGGAACAAUCUGUGCUCCUAGUUCCACUGCGACACCAACAGCCCAAUCUACUGAAGGAAACAGAGGUUAUGCAACCCACAUAACAUGUGUACCUUCACCUGUUAUCAAUGAAAUGUGCAGGCUGCUAGAUUUGGAUAGACAUUUAAUAGAUGGAAAUGAUUAUACAAGGCUUGGAAGUGAACUUGAGCUGGACUCAAUACAAAUCCAAACCCUCAAACAGAAAUGUAAUAACCCAUCUUAUGUUAUUCUAAUGCAAGUGUUUCCAGCCUUGCCAAAUUCUGGAACACUUGAACACCUCAUUCCCUUGCUGAAAAAAAUGGAAAGACAUGAUGUGAUUCAAGUCAUAGAUAGAUGGGUAGGCAGCCAAUAGUGCACAAAGGCUGAAGAAUAUUAAUACCAUUAAUAUGAAUCUAGACAUGUCACAACCACUCAUUAGUUUCACAGCUGGGUUCAGGCUAAAGUCACAGCCAAAUUUUAAUUGAUUGAGCAACUUUUAAGCAGAUGUCAUGAGACUAUAGUAAGCCAAUAAAAUUCUGCUACGUACUUUAGAGUAAAAUCACUUUAGUAUUGCUUAACACCUAGUAUGUAACCAAGUAUUAGGAUCUAGCAUACAUCAGUAUCAUUCUAGUAAUAGUGCAAUAGCUAUCUAUUAUUCACACUUUUUCAAGUUACCAGCGUUAGCUUUCCCACCCACCCACUUCCACGGCAGUUAUGAUUGUCGUUGUGUUUGUAAUCUUGUUGUAAUUUAUGUAUUUAUAAUUAUCUUGUACAGGCUCUUGAUGGGCCUCUAGUUUUAUCGUAGUUUAUUUGAAGAUUGCAAUAUUAUUAGAAUGAAUCAUUUCUGUGUUGCUUGUAUGUGUAGGAUUAAAAUAAACUGCCUGAUCCCA